Fragaria vesca subsp. vesca is the source of this 1005-nucleotide messenger RNA. Its product is annotated as probable E3 ubiquitin-protein ligase BAH1-like. The transcript has 6 exons. The record is from RefSeq and is a predicted model, not a curated record. Lineage: Eukaryota; Viridiplantae; Streptophyta; Magnoliopsida; Rosales; Rosaceae. Bases 1 to 1005 code for a protein of 334 amino acids.
AUGAAAUUCGGAGAGGCGUUCAUGGAAUACCUGCAUAACGAAAGAGAGAGGUACAGCGUCCUGGAGAAAUGCUCGCAUGUCGAGUAUAAGCGUUUCAAGAAGGUCCUCAAGACUUGUCAGACUUGCAAGGAUGAAGAUGAGGCUGCUGCUGUUGCUUCUUCUCGUCAGAACAAUCAAAAUCAGAUUUCCUGUCAAUGUCAAUCUUGCCCUGUGUGUGAUCAGACAUUCUUCACAGAGUUGAUGAAGGAAGCUUCAGACAUAUCUGUAUGCUUUAAUUUGAGAGCAAGACAUCUACUCCAUCUCCAUGUUGCUAGUGGAAUACAAAGAUACUUGCUGCGGUUUCGGCAAUGUUUCAAGUAUGAUCAACAAGCCAUGGUUGAAGAAGGGCGGAUGUUGAUUGAGUAUGCUACAAUGAACGCAGUUGCUAUCAGAAAAAUCCUUAAGAAAUAUGAUAAGGUACAUUGCUCCGAGAAUGGCAAGCAUUUCAAAUCUAAGUUGCGGGAUGAACAUGUUGAGCUUUUGCAAUCACCUUGGCUUAUAGAAUUAGGUGCUUUUUAUUUGAAUCUUGAGGGAUCGGAUGGCGGAGAGUUUAAUGAGCUUUCUAGUCACUUCUCUUGUGAUCUUGAUGCAACACCACCUAUAAUGGCUUUGAUUCUUCCUGACUCUCUAAAAAUCGAAUAUGAUCUGACUUGUGCUAUAUGCUUGGAGACUGUAUUCAAUCCAUAUGCUUUGAGUUGUGGUCACCUUUUCUGCAAGUCUUGUGCUUGCUCAGCCGCUUCUGUGUACAUUUUCCAAGGCCCAAAAACUGCAGACUCAUGUUCAAAAUGCCCAAUAUGCAGAGAGACUGGAGUAUAUGCUAAAGCAGUGCACAUGUUAGAACUAGAUCUGCUCCUGAAAACAAGGUGCAAAGACUGUUGGAAAGAGAGGUAUAAUGCAGAACGUACAGAAACGGUGAAGCAAACUAAGGUGUUUUGGGAUUUACAAGCCAAAUACGCACUGUACUGA